This is a messenger RNA of Thelazia callipaeda (thelaziosis nematode), 282 nucleotides long. Lineage: Eukaryota; Metazoa; Nematoda; Chromadorea; Rhabditida; Thelaziidae. The record is from the annotation of a GenBank genome assembly.
AUGGAUCAAGGCUGCAGUUUAUUGCUGGAAUUCCGAACUUGUACGGAAACUGUUAAUGUCAACGCAUGCGUAUUACCUAAUUCAAUCAAAUUCUGGAAUGACGUCGAACUUUACGUAUGUCAACUACUCAUGCCAUCUAUCAAAGAGUACAAAAGUUGCUUUUCAAAUGCUCGGAGUAAAUUUUGUGCAACAAAGUUAGUUCAUAUUUUCACCUUAUAUCAAUUACUGCUAGAUUUCAGUAUAAAUUUUUUGAUGAAACAAAUUAGUAAAUUGUUAGCGUAA